AUGACGUCAAUUCCCGGCUGGUUCUGUCUCGCCUUCGUCCUACUCGUCCUCUUCUCCGGCAAUGCGGCCACCGCCGACGCCGCCGCGGCGAUCGAGUUCGACUUUGGGACGCUUACCAUGUCCAGCAUGAAGCUCCUCGGCGACGCCCGCCUAAGCAACGGGAGCGUGCUCCUCACGCGCGACGUCAGCGUCCCGUACUCCGGCGCCGGCAGGAUCCUAUACUCCCAUCCGGUGGCCUUCCGUCGGCCUGGGACUCGGGAUCUCGCCAGAUUCUCCACCUUCUUCUCGUUCUCCAUCUCCAACCUCAACCCCUCCUCCAUCGGCGGCGGCCUGGCCUUCGUCAUCUCCGCGGACGACGAGUACCUCGGCGACUCCGGUGGGUUCCUCGGCGUCACCGGCGCCGGUCCCCGUCGCACCUCCGCCGUCGUGGCGGUGGAGUUCGACACCCUGAUGGACGUUGAGUUCAAGGACAUCAACGGCAACCACGUCGGCCUGGAUCUCGGCUCCAUGGUCUCCGCCCGCGCCUCCGAUCUGGACGCUGCCGGCGUCGACCUCAAGAGCGGCGACCUGGUCAACUCGUGGGUCGACUACUCCGGGCCCACCCGAUCGAUAGAGGUAUACGUCUCCUACUCCAACCUAAAACCCAAAACUCCCAUCCUCACCGCCGCCCUCAACCUCUCCGACCACAUUCCCGACGACUUCGCCUUCGUCGGAUUCUCCGGGUCGACCCAAGGCAGCACCGAGACCCACACCAUCGAAUGGUGGAGCUUCAGUUCAUCCUUCAACGAGAUCCCCUCUCCGCGGGCCCCACCCCCUUCCUCCCCAUUAAUUAACCCCUCCGCCGACACCAUCCUCCCGCCGCCACCUCAGCCGCCAUCCAAUCCUCCGAACGCCACCUCACCCGCCACCCCAGGAAAAUGCCACAGCCCGCUCUGCAAAAACGGGCCGGGCCCAAUAAUCGGCGUCCUCACAGCCGGCGCUUUCCUCUUCGCCUUGUGCGCCCUCGCCCUCGUCUGGGCCCACCACAAAAAACCCCCAUCGGCAUCCCGAAAAAUCACCACCGAAACCCUCGGCUCGUACGUAAACAAAAUGCGUCCGAAAGAAUUCAAAUACAACGAGCUCCACAUCGCCACAAACGGUUUCAACCCGACCCGUAUAAUCGGGCACGGCUCGUUCGGAACCGUAUACAAAGGCAUCCUCCCCACGACCCGCGAUUCAGUCGCCGUCAAACGCUGCAGCCACAAAGAACAGGGGAGAACAGAGUUCCUCUCCGAACUCUCGAUAAUCGGUACCCUCCGCCACCGGAACCUCGUCCGACUCCAAGGCUGGUGCCACGAGAAAGGCGAAUCCCUCCUCGUCUACGACCUCAUGCCAAACGGGAGCUUAGACAAAGCACUCUUCGAGUCGAAAACCGUUCUCCCGUGGGCCCACCGGCGAAAAAUCCUUCACGGCGUGGCCUCUGCUCUCGCUUACCUUCACGGGGAAUGCGAGUCCCGAGUAAUCCACCGCGACGUGAAAACGAGCAACGUGAUGCUCGACGAGGGUUUUAAUGCCAGGCUGGGCGAUUUCGGGCUGGCCCGACAGGUGGCGCAUGAUGGGGAGUCGCCGGAGGCCGCCGCCACUGUGGCGGCGGGGACGAUGGGUUACCUGGCGCCGGAGUAUCUGUUAACGGGCCGGGCUUCGGAGAAAACGGAUGUGUUUAGUUAUGGAGCGGUGGUCUUGGAAGUGGUGACUGGGAGGCGGGCUAUUGAGCGCGGGAGCCCGAAUAGCAAUCUUGUGGAGUGGGUGUGGGGUUUGCAUCGGGAGGGGAGGUUGGAGGAGGCGGCGGAUGGGCGGUUGGUGGGGGUGGAUAAGGGGGAUUUGGGCCGGGUGUUGAUGAUUGGGCUGGGCUGUGCGAAUCCGGAUCCGGAGGCCCGGCCCGGAAUCAGGGGGGUGGUGCAGAUGCUGGCGGGAGAGGCGGAGGUGCCGGAAGUGCCGAGGGUGAGGCCGGGAACGAGCUAUAGUACGGCGGAUCUUUUGAUGACGUUGCAGGACAGCGUGUCGGAUUUGAACGGGACGUUGAUGAUGAUGAUCGAGCUGUCGUCGACGAGUUCCUCGUCGGAGAAUGGGUUUGAUUUGGUUUGA
Messenger RNA from Striga asiatica, 2124 nucleotides. The record is from the annotation of a GenBank genome assembly. Lineage: Eukaryota; Viridiplantae; Streptophyta; Magnoliopsida; Lamiales; Orobanchaceae.